AUGUUUGAGCGUUUAAAACAGUAUAAGGAUGACCAGAUUCCUGCAUUUGGUCAAAAGACCAAUGAAACACCCUCCGGUCUGGGUAUUUCCGGGUUCUCUAAAAGUAGCGUUGACCCGGAAUACCAUUUCCGUCGGCCCGGAGCUGCCGGUCAGUGGGAACAAUCGAUCCCUUUGGAUAAAAUCGAAAUCCCCGAAAAGGAAUCUUCAUCCCAACGAUCUCCUAAAAAAGUUACUCCAAUUAAACUGCCAGUUGUGACACUUGAGGAAAUUAGGGGCGCGCCUAACACAAAUUCUGCCGACUUAGACUUGGCAAAAAAGAGAGAAAAGGUGAAAGAGAUGACAAAACAUGCGUGGAAGAAUUACGUCAAAUACGCCUGGGGUCACAAUGAACUUAAGCCACUGUCCCUGACGUACCACGACUCGGACAUAUUCGGUCGUGUUCCCUUGGGUGCUACUAUCGUGGAUUCGAUCGACACCCUGUACAUCAUGGGAUUGGAAGAAGAAUACAAGCAAGCCGCUAACUGGAUCCGCGACAAGCUCGAUUUCUCCAACGCGGUAAGCCUUGUUGUCUGCAGAUAA
This is a messenger RNA of Mesocestoides corti, 579 nucleotides long. The record is from the annotation of a GenBank genome assembly. Lineage: Eukaryota; Metazoa; Platyhelminthes; Cestoda; Cyclophyllidea; Mesocestoididae.